Eutrema salsugineum is the source of this 1591-nucleotide messenger RNA. RefSeq names its product probable basic-leucine zipper transcription factor D. The transcript has a single exon. The record is from RefSeq and is a predicted model, not a curated record. Bases 348 to 1475 code for a protein of 375 amino acids. NCBI's taxonomy places the organism in Eukaryota, Viridiplantae, Streptophyta, Magnoliopsida, Brassicales, Brassicaceae.
UUUCUUAAUCUCGGUCUUCAUAAUGAUCAUGUUUGUCUUGCACAAAAAAAAAGAUCAUGUUUGUCAUCAUCAUGUGCUUUUUAUCUUCUUGAAAUUUAUCUGUUUUGUUCCACUGAUUCUCACCUACUCUUCCAUUCAAUGCUCCUGAAUUUCCUCAAAGCAAAGCUCCUCUUGCUUCAGCAACACUUCUCUAUCUCUCUCUCUCUUCUCAUGACUUUCCUUUAAGGUCAUGCUACUGUUCAGUCUCGUUUUACGUUAACUCAUCUAUAGCUUUAUCUUGAUGAUCUUGUGAAUAAAGAAACAGUCAUUCUUUGAUCAUCUCUAUCUUUUUUCUUUUCUUGAUUCCUAUGGAAUCUCUGAAACAAGCUUCUUCGUCUAGAUUCUGCUACCAUCAAAGCUUCUCAGGCGUUCUCCAAGUGUUUGUUCACAACGCAAGAAACAUCCACAACAUCUGUAUCUACGAUAACCAAGACGUUUACGCCAAAUUCUCUCUCACAUACAAUCCCGACGACACAAUCUCCACCAGAAUCAUCCACAGGGCAGGCAAAAACCCAGAGUUCAACCAGAAACUUAUGAUCGAUGUGACACAGAUAGAAGCUGCAGUUCUCAAAUGUGAGAUCUGGAUGAUGAGCAGAGCCAGACAUUACAUGGAAGAUCAGCUUCUUGGUUUUGCUCUUGUCCCAAUCUCAGACAUCAUAGGUCGAGACAGUGUUACUCAAGAUUACAGUCUCUCUUCCACUGAUCUCUUCCAUUCACCUGCUGGUACCGUGAAGCUCACGCUUUCCAUCGUAAACCCUUCUCCUGAUGCUACUUCUUCUUCUUCAUCCAAUCCCAAGAUUAACACUUCGAUUUCUUCAGAGGUCGUGUUGCUUGACCCACAAGUCUCUGAAACUGUGGAUUACACGAGGAUCGAGUUCCCUGACAUCAAUGUUGUUAAUGAGAACAAACAGAUGGUUACAGAGUACUUCAAUGGAUUGAAUCUCAGACCCGGAACAGCUUCUUUUCUCUGUCUCGGCUCGACACAUUUGCCAGAAACCGACAUAACAAUGGUGUGCUUGGAGGACAAAGAGCUUUAUGGGAAUGGAAGUUUUAUGGCUUCUUCUUCAACAACAACAAGCCUAAGCGACGAGAAGAACACAGCGGAUUCUAACGAGAAGGAGAAUCGAGAGAUGACUGGGGUACUAAGAAGAAGAAGCAAAGAGGGAGAAGAAGACGAAGAAGAGAAGAAGAUGAAUGUGGAAACAGAGGAAACAUCGAUGCAGAAACAGAUAGCAGAUAUGUAUAUGAGAAGUAUGCAACAAUUCACCGAGUCUUUGGCAAAGAUGAAGCUUCCCAUGGAUCACAACAACAGUAACAACAACACUGAAAAUCAGAUUCAGAAUCGGAAUAAUAAUAAUAAUGCUAAUAAUAAUAACGGAGUCGAGAAGAAAAAAGAAGGGUCUCGUGUCUUUUAUGGUAGCAGAGCCUUCUUUUAGCGGAAUCAAGACCUCAUUGCAAAUAAGUUUUUAACAUUUUAGUUUCUUGGCUAAUCGAUCUCUCUAUGUUUGAUUCACAUGAUCUUCCUACAACCCAUUUUUAUAAUUUAGUAACU